AUGCGCUUGGAAAGGCCUUUCGAAAUAAAGCAGCUUUUGGAGGAAGAAUUUUGGUGGACAGUUAUUUUGUUUGAAAGCCAAUCAAAUCAUCAAAAUUAUAUUAUUCGCAAAGUUAAAAUAUUUACACCUCUUAACGGAAUUAUUUUCUAUACUGUUGCUGCUUCGCUCUCGAGUGGUCCGAGCGAACUGGAUGGCCCGAUUGGUCCAAGUGACCUGGCUGCUCCGAGUGGCUCGAUUGGUGCCAAUACUCUACAAUAA
Messenger RNA from Dracunculus medinensis (Guinea worm), 258 nucleotides. NCBI's taxonomy places the organism in Eukaryota, Metazoa, Nematoda, Chromadorea, Rhabditida, Dracunculidae. The record is from the annotation of a GenBank genome assembly.